GUUGAGAUUGCAAUUAGGAUUUUGGAUCUGAAGUGAUUAGGAUUUAUUUUCAAUCAAUCUUGGAUAGCAUUUCAUCUUUAUAACCCUUAAUUGAAUACCUGAGAUUCUUUAUCUGACGUAGGUACUUUUAAUUACAAUACUAAUUUCCUCUGGAGCAAUACUUCUGAUUGAAGGCGUGUCUGUGUCUACACAUGUCAUUACAUUCAAUUAUAUAAUUUUCUCAAAUUACUAACGGUAUAUGUGUCUGUGUCGUGUCUGGUCUCCUUGUUCUUAAUUGAAUUUCAAUGUUGCUUGGUUGAAUGUGAUGGCUACUACCUAGAUCUUGUAGGUUAUCGGUUAUAGUAAAGUUGAAAAGUAGCUCAGAAGCAUUUGCUUCCUCUUUUUGUAAAUUGUGAACUAUGAAGCACGGACACACACAGACAUGCCGACGCCACUAAUAAUUUGAGAAAAUCACUUAAUUCAGUGUAAUUAUAUGUGUCGGUGUCGUGUUGGUGUCAGACACGACACUUGUCUGACAUCGGGACACGUAUAAUCCGAGGAGUGUCCGUGCUUCAUGUGAAAAAUAUGCAGUUAAAGAUCAGCAAUUUUUUCAAAUGUCCCUCCAAUUCCACUCCCGCAUCCACAUCCACAUCCCUCGCCUCCGAGGUCGACCGCGACGAUGACUUGUCUCAAUGGGAGAACAAACAACACCAUAUUUUCAACACUUACCACCGAACCCGGAAGAACCCUAAACCUGUUAUUUCACCUUCCUCCAUAAUCAGAAAGCCGGUGGUGAAGAACAAGAAGAGGAGCUACGCCCAGUUCCAUUUGGAAUUCGGCCAAUCCGAUUUCUUGCUGCGCGCGUGUUCCACUUGUGGUGUUGAGUUCACUCCCGGCAAUGUAGAUGACGAGAAAAACCACACACAAUUUCACAAAUGUUACAUGCAAGGAAUCCAAUUCAGAGGCUGGACCAGUGAAAGGGUUAUCUCUUCUCACAAGGAUGGUCGAAUUAUUAUGGUGCUGGGGACCGACCCAUCUUCUCACAAAAACAAGGCAGAAGAAGUUGUGAAGAUGAUGGAAAUUGAGUUGGGAAGUGGAUGGAUAGGUCAUCAACACUGUAAGGUCUAUUUGUUUGUUUCUCUCCAGAGGAUUGUUGGGUGCGUGGUUGCAGAACCAAUCAAAGAAGCAUUCAGAGUCGUGUCUUGCUCGGUUGAUGAGCAUUCUGAUAGCAAGAGGAAAAGGGAAAAGAAGCCGUGUCCAACCACUCUCCAGUUUGGGAAUAUUGUUUUUCAAAGGGAAGUUGAAAAAAAAGCUGUGAAUGUGAAUGAUUCUGAGGUGAUGGAUGGUAGGGCAAUCUUCUGCGAAAGCAACCCUGUUGCUGCUGUUUGUGGCAUUAGAGCCAUUUGGGUCACUCCAUCCAACAGAAGAAAACACAUAGCUAGCCAGUUGCUGGAUACUGUGAGGAAAAGUUUCUGCACCGACUUGGAGCUUCAACGUGCUGAGCUAGCAUUCUCUGCACCAACCUCAGUUGGGAAGGCAUUAGCAUGUAAUUACACCGGUACUGGAUCAUUCUUGGUGUAUAAAUCAGUACAAUCGGAGAGUAGAAAUGGCUGUGGAAUUGAGGAGUCUCGUGUCAUUGAAGCUGGAAAUCAAGAGUAGAAAUGUCGAUAGCAUGUUCUUCUCUUUCCGUCAGAAAAUAUUAGGCAACCCAUUUAGUUCCGGUGGUGUGAUGGCGGUUGAGUAACAGAUGUCAUUAGGCGGCCUACCACCGCUAACUUAAAGGCAAUGAACACCACAUAGAUGCAGGGAUGAUUUUUCUUUUGAAGAAUACAUACAAAGCCUUCUUUUAGUAGGUUGUAUACAGUAUGAAUCACAAGUUUAGUAUCUGAAAUAGUAGUUGUCUGACAAUUUUGUUAAAGUUGAUAAAAUUUUAAAGUAACAUCUGAAAUUAAAAAUGUUUGACCACAUUCUUAUUGGAGACAAUUUCAGAGAUGAUACAAACAUAAUACAUUUGAGUUUAAUGGAGGCCUUUUCUAAUUCUAAUAUGGGUAAUUAUGUGAUUUAUUGAUUCAGUGUGUAU
Messenger RNA from Medicago truncatula (barrel medic), 2059 nucleotides. RefSeq names its product protein CHROMOSOME TRANSMISSION FIDELITY 7. The transcript has 6 exons. Gene Ontology annotation, cellular component: nucleus; chromatin. Gene Ontology annotation, molecular function: protein-lysine-acetyltransferase activity. The record is from RefSeq and is a predicted model, not a curated record. NCBI's taxonomy places the organism in Eukaryota, Viridiplantae, Streptophyta, Magnoliopsida, Fabales, Fabaceae. Gene Ontology annotation, biological process: mitotic sister chromatid cohesion. Bases 565 to 1638 code for a protein of 357 amino acids.